Molecule: messenger RNA, 2286 nt
Organism: Pochonia chlamydosporia 170
Lineage: Eukaryota; Fungi; Ascomycota; Sordariomycetes; Hypocreales; Clavicipitaceae
Product: glycoside hydrolase family 55 protein
Exons: 6
Coding region: 1-2286 (761 amino acids)
Source: RefSeq, a predicted model, not a curated record
AUGAGACCCUCGCCAUUGUCGGGUUUCAUAACCCUGCUGUUGCCAUCCCUGGCGGCAUGUCUCCCGUCUGCCACGCUUGACACAAGACAGUCUGGGUCAUCAUGGUUUUUGCCAAACCUGGACCAUACUUCUGGCCCUGUACGAGGUUAUGUCCCGAAUUUGGUUAAUGGUGCUGGGCAGCCCAAUUACACCUACCCGGUUUAUAAGAGUGUCAACUCUGGCGACUCACAGGGUCUCAUCAAUGCACUCUAUUCAGAUGGACCUAGUGGUGCACAGCGAGAUAACUGUUGGCUUGCUGGUCAACCUCGUGUCAUUUACCUAGCACCUGGAACCUAUACUCUCUCUUCUACGCUGUUUUUGGACACAGAUACCGUUAUAAUUGGUGAUGCUUCGAAUCCACCUACGAUCAAGGCGUCCUCUGGGUUCAAUGGCAACUAUCUCAUUGUCGGCGGACAGGGGGAUGGUGGCGAUCACCCAUGUGGUGGCUCUGGCGGAGAGACGCAUUUCUCCGUUAUGAUCAAAAACGUCAUCCUGGACACUACGGCGAACGCUGGGAGCGGAGGCUUCACGGCCUUGAGCUGGGCUAUUGCUCAAAACUGCGCUUUGGUAAAUGUGCAGAUCAACAUGCCUCAGGGCGCUCAUACAGGUCUUGUCAUGGGUGGAGGAUCGACUAUUUCAGUAUCAGAUGUCCAUUUCAACUUUGGUAAUGUUGGUUUGCACUGGAGCGGCCAUCAACAAGGCCAGGUCAAAGGCAUGACAUUCAAUAAAUGCACAACGGGUAUCUUGAUCGAUAGCGGCUUCACAAUCAGCAUCUUUGCGCCAGUAUGCAACACUGUUGGCAACUGUAUUGUCCUCAACUCGGGCAACCCUUGGAUCGCUGUCAUCGACGGACAGAGCAUCAACUCGGGUGAUUUCUUCACCAGUCGAGUCGGCUUCCCGAACUUUAUGCUCGAGAACAUCUCCAAGGACACCACCAACUCCAACAUGGUCACAGUCGGCGGUACCGUCAAGGUUGGCGGCGUCACAAGCCUUGGUACUUACAUCUAUGGAAACACUCGCGGCGCCAACCCCAUCUACCAGAGUAACCCAUCAUCAAAGCCAGUCUCACGACCAGCAGCCCUUGCUCCAGGCGGCAAGUACCCCGUUAUCAAUGCGCCCCAGUAUGCAGGAAAGACUGUGUCGGAUGUGAUCAACCUGAAGGAUGUGAAUCAGAACGGAGGCUUCAACUUACACGGAGAUGGAUCCGUCGACGAUACUUCAGCCCUACAAGGAGCUCUCAACACAGCAGCCAGCCGGGGCAAGAUUGCAUACCUGCCCUUUGGCGUCUACAAGGUGACCUCGACCAUUACUAUUCCCCCUGGUACCGAGUUGUACGGAGAAGCAUGGUCCACCAUCUCAGGAUCAGGAAGCGCCUUCUCAUCCGAAUCGAACCCAACUCCUGUCGUCCAAGUCGGAAGCUCACCCGGCCAAAAGGGUGUUGCGCGUAUUCAAGACGUUCGCUUCACCGUCAACGAAGCCCUCCCUGGAGCCAUCCUCCUCAGAAUCAACAUGGCCGGCAACAGCCCCGGAGACGUAGCCAUCUUCAACUCCCUCAACACCAUCGGCGGCACUCGCGAUACGUCCAUCAACUGCAACAGCGAAUCCAACUGUCGAGCCGCCUACCUCGGCUUACACCUUGCUGCCGGAUCGUCAGCCUACAUCGACAACUUCUGGUCCUGGGUAGCGGACCAUCCUACCGAUAACAGUGGCAAGGGUAUCCGAGCCGCAGUCAAGGGUGGUGUUCUAAUCGAGGCCACCGCAGGAACAUGGAUCGCAGGUCUUGGUUCAGAACACAACUGGCUCUACCAAUUGAGUCUGCACAAUGCCGCAAAUGUCUUCAUCUCACUCUUCCAGAGCGAAACCAACUACAACCAGGGUAACCACGGCGCACCUCUCCCAGGACAGCCAUUCAACGCCAUUGCUUCAGAUCCUAACUUCUCGUGGUGCGGUGGCGGUGAUAAUGUGUGCCGGAUGGGUCUUGCGCAGUACUAUACAGGUAGCAAUAGUGCGAUUUAUCACUACGCUGCUGGAAGUUGGAAUUUCCAGUCAUUGACGGGAGUUAAUCAGGGUAUUAUGAAUUACAUUCAGAACACCGUGAGCAAUGGGAACUUGCAUGGAUUUACGACGGGUCCGAACGCUGCGCAGAUUAUGAGGUUGCCUAACGGGAAUCAGUUUGGAAAUGGUGGGAGUGAUGGGUAUGGAGGAUCGUGGGAGACGCUUGUUGCAGAUAUUGCGAGCCAGUCGUAG